Aspergillus alliaceus is the source of this 1023-nucleotide messenger RNA. RefSeq names its product putative polyhydroxybutyrate depolymerase. The transcript has 4 exons. Gene Ontology annotation, molecular function: hydrolase activity. The record is from RefSeq and is a predicted model, not a curated record. Bases 1 to 1023 code for a protein of 340 amino acids. Gene Ontology annotation, cellular component: extracellular region. NCBI's taxonomy places the organism in Eukaryota, Fungi, Ascomycota, Eurotiomycetes, Eurotiales, Aspergillaceae.
AUGGUCGCCUUCAACAUUGGUUUAGGUAUUGUCUGCCUUGUGUCUGGCACGUCGGCCGGGGCACUUAGCGCGUACAAUGUUGACCCUAACUACGUCUCCGUAUCUGGCAUAUCCAGCGGUGGCUUCAUGGCAGCACAGCUUGGUAUCGCCCAUUCCAGUACGUUCUCCUCAGGGUUUGGUGUCUUUGCUGGGGGUCCAUUUGACUGCGCUCGUGCUCAACCGUACAUCACAUGUAUGUACAACAUGAAGCCAUCUAUCGUUGCACCAACUGCGAACAUGAAAUCAUGGAGUGGGAAGCAAAUCGACGACGUUGCCAAUCUUCAGAGUCGCAAGAUCUACAUGCAGGUUGGCUCAAUCGAUACGACUGUGGGCCCUGGGGUAAUGCAGCAACUAAGAACACAGAUAUUGGCGUUCGCUAAUCAGUCCGAAACCGCAUACAUCACUACCCCGGGGGCAUCUCAUACAUUUCCGACAGACUUUGACCAGUCGGGCAAUAAUCCUUGUGGCAUAGCCUCAUCACCAUACAUCAGCAAUUGUGGAUAUGAUGGUGCAGGUGCGGUCUUACAAUGGAUCUAUGGCAAACUGAACGCCCGCAAUAGUAAUAAAUUGGAUGGUCAAAUGAUCUCUUUCGAGCAACGUGGCUCUUACGGUGGACCGGGAAUGGAUAAUACCGGGUACCUAUAUGUCCCCAAGCGAUGUGUAGACGGCUCUACGGUAUGCAAGCUCCAUGUAGCGCUGCAUGGAUGUCUUCAAAGUCAUGACAAAAUUGGGACCAAGUUCAUUGACAAUACGGGGUAUGAUAAAUGGGCUGAUACAAACAAUAUGAUCAUUGUUUUCCCACAGGCAGUGACCGACUAUGCACUGCAUCCCAUAUGGGGAGGAAUGAUGGCUCCUAACCCCAACGCAUGCUGGGAUUGGAUUGGGUGGUACGGCGAUGAUGCCGAUCAAAAGGGUGGAGCCCAAAUGACUGCGAUCGUCAACCAAGUCAAGCAAAUUACCAGUGGCUAUAAAGGCCAGCGCUGA